CCAUUGUCUUCUCUUCCCCUAAAUCUCUCCUUUACCCUAAACACAAAUUAUUUAUUUCCUACAUAAACCUCAUUUUCUCCUAACAGUCUCCAACCCCACUUCACUUUUCUCCCUUCUAUCUCUCUUCCACCAAUCAAAAUGCUAAACACCCAAAAAUUCUGAAAAAAAAAAACUUUUUUUCCCUUGAAAACUCUAAUUGAAAUUGGCCUAAAUCUUGUAAAAAUGAGAUUUUGAUAAAGGGUUUAUAUAGUUUAUUGAGGUUCUUGAUUUUUUGCUUUAAUGGCUGAUAACCUUUUAUGUACAGAAACAGAAAGUAUUUGUCUUGAUGAUCUUGGUUCUUUGACUAUAAGUCAACAGAACAAUGAAAUUAACAGUAAAGAUUUGAGCUUUGCCAACAAUGGUAGAUCAGAGCCAUUGAUUGAUAUGCCAAGUUUAAGUGAAGAGAGUUUUGGUUUUAUGGUUCAAAGGGAAAUUGAAUUAUUGCCUAAAGAUGAUUAUUUGAUGAGAUUGAGAAGUGGAGACUUGGAUUUGAGUGUGAGAAGAGAGGCUCUUGAUUGGAUUUGGAAGGCUCAUAUGCACUAUGGAUUUGGAGAGCUGAGUUUUUGUUUAUCGAUAAACUACCUGGAUCGGUUUCUGUCUCUAUAUGAAGUGCCUAGAAGUAAAACUUGGGCAGUCCAAUUGUUAGCUGUGGCAUGUCUAUCACUUGCAGCCAAAAUGGAGGAGAUUAAUGUUCCUUCGACUGUUGAUUUGCAGGUGGGGGAUACCAAAUUUAUGUUUGAAGGCAAAGUUAUACAAAGAAUGGAACUUUUGGUACUAAGCACAUUGAAUUGGAGAAUGCAAGCUUAUACACCUUGCACAUUCAUAGAUUAUUUUGUAAGAAAGAUGAAUGGUGAUCAAAUCCCAUCAAGGCCUUUGAUUUGUAAAUCAGUGCAAUUGAUAUUAAGCUCCAUUAGAGGCAUUGAUUUCUUGGAAUUCAGGUCUUCUGAAAUUGCAGCAGCAGUGGUAAUAUCUGUUUCAGAGGAAAUGCAAGCAAUAGACAUUGACAAGGCAAUGCCCUGUUUCUUCAUACAUGUACAAAAGGGCAGAGUGAUGAAGUGUCUUGAACUGAUUCAAGAUUUGACCACUGCUAUUACCACUGCCUCAGUUCCAUCACCUCAAAGUCCCAAUGGAGUGUUAGAAGCUGCAUGCUUGAGCUGCAAAAGUGAUGAGAGCACAGUUGCAUCAUGUCCACCAGAUACUAAAAGGAGAAAACUUGACACAUCUUUAGAGGAGGGUACUUGAGAAAAGUUAGUGAAUCUUGGAAUUUUGCCCCUUUUUAAAAAUUUCCACACCUCCAAAUCCAAUCAAUUUUGGCCAAAUGGAAUAUUUGCUGUGGCGGUAAGGGUGUGGGGGAGCGGGGUUCCAUGCUUUAGCAUGAAAAGGAUUGUCACCAGCUGUUAAUAACAAUUUUGAGUUGUCAACAACCAUAGUAAUAGGAGGUUGUGAGGGGUAAGAUGGAAUUUUGAAAAGGGCCAUCUAUUAAAUACUUGUUUUCUUAUUUAUCUUUUAUGGGUUACUUUUGUAGUUUCAAAUUAAGACAUAUACAGUGAAAAACAGUAAGAAAGGGCAAAAAAAGAGAAUAAAAGGAAGUGGAGGCUAAGUAGAUGAUAAUAUUGAUUUAUUAGUUCUAUUUAUAGAGAAAAUAAUACUUCUACAUGGUA
Lycium barbarum (goji berry) is the source of this 1700-nucleotide messenger RNA. Its product is annotated as cyclin-D4-1-like. Gene Ontology annotation, molecular function: cyclin-dependent protein serine/threonine kinase regulator activity. Gene Ontology annotation, biological process: mitotic cell cycle phase transition; regulation of cyclin-dependent protein serine/threonine kinase activity. NCBI's taxonomy places the organism in Eukaryota, Viridiplantae, Streptophyta, Magnoliopsida, Solanales, Solanaceae. The transcript is spliced from 6 exons. The record is from RefSeq and is a predicted model, not a curated record. The coding region runs from base 280 to 1281 and encodes 333 amino acids. Gene Ontology annotation, cellular component: nucleus; cytoplasm; cyclin-dependent protein kinase holoenzyme complex.